AUGUCAAUAGCAGAAGAAAAUAAUAUCAUUGACCACGAGCUCAUGAGUUCACUUCCGCAAGAAGAUCAUGAUAUAUUGGAUGAGUUCUUGGAUCAAAGAGUUUACGACUCAGUUUCCACCGCAAAUCAAGAUUUGGUAGAUCUGUUCUAUCUGAAUCAACAUGGACAUGGCAUUAACUCCCUGCAACCACGCUUUCAAGAUGUGGAUAUAUCUCCAACAUUUCAAGGUCCAUCUACCAUGCAAACACCAACCAAUGAAUCUUAUAUGUAUAUGGAUGGAGGAAAUUUCAAGAACAGCGAGUACACAACACCUCUUGAAUACAGAACGAGUUUUAGAAGUCCUAACACAAACUUCAAUAGCCCAAGCAGUAAUGAAAAAAGAGAUAGUCAAUUAUCAGACUACGAGGAAAUAAGGGACGAGCUAUCCAAGCUCAAGUUCGGAAAUCAAAAUAUGAACCCAUGUCCUCCUUCGGUUGAUGUACCAGAUCCCUCCUAUUUAGAUUUUUCUCAGGAAGCAAUGUCGAAAAUGCCAUUUAACUUGCAUUUAUCAAGUUUACCCAGCUACUCAAGAGUAGAAACUCAGGUGAAAUUAAAGUUUUCUUUAAGUCCACCGCCACCACAACUGUUAUUGCACAUACCUCAAGAUCUCGUAUCGAAAAACAAGUUUUGCCUUAAUGAAAACGUUGAAGAUUUGUCGCCAAAAGUGAAGCAAAAUUUAUUGUAUUUGGAUACUUAUGUUUUGACUUCUAAUUUUGAAAAAUCUUGCAAUAUAUGUCCAAGAUGUAUAAAGAGAGAACAAAAGAGGGCAUCAAGAAGGAAGGUAGGCAACAGUGGUAAUGAAUCAGAAAAUAAUGGAAAUGAAAAUUAUUCCCCGAUGAGCGGAAGUGCAAAAAAUAAUGCAAAUUCAUGGGCAGAUGAAAAGAUGAUGAAAAAGGCUAUCAUUUUUAAUUGUAAAGAAAUAGUAUCUUUUCCGUCCCCAAAUGGCUUGAAUAGUGAUUUGAGCAAGUCUUUGGAGCUUUCCGCAAGGAUUAUAUGUUAUUGUAGGCAUCAUAAUGAGUCAGAAGGGUUCAAAUUAUUAUUCGUUAUUACUAAUUCCGAAGGAAAAGUUGUUGCAAAGCAAAUAUCGUCAACAAUCAUGAUUAUGGAUAGGAAAAAGAAUACUGCAUCAGUGCCGUCAAAUAAUGUCAAUAAUAACCUCGGUCAAGUGCUAAAGAAAGAUAAUACAACAAGGAAAACACUUGAUGCAUCAGCAUCGAGCAUUACAAACGAGAAUGAAAUAAUGUCACAACUUCAGCCUUUAUCACCAAACUCAAUCGACGAAUCCAUGUCUGAAAACCAAGUGAAUACUGAUACAGAUGGCAGAGGGUUCAAAAGAAAGAAGCUAUCAGUCGAUGAUUCAUUAAAUUCGUCCACAAAUCCAAUGUUUAAUGGUAGUGUUAAUGGAUUCUCACCUUUAAGUAAUAGCGACACCAAUACAUCCGCUGCAACAAACAUACUAUCUAAGCCUUUGAAUAAUCAUUUGGGAAUUUCUCCCCUUGCAUCUCAAAUUCAAGGACAGCAUCAACAAUCUCCGACUAUACAAAGAAUAAUUCCUGCGCAAGGACCCUUGAGAGGUGGUAUUGAAGUAACGUUAUUAGGUUUUAAUUUUCAGCCUGGUUUGCAGGUUAAAUUUGGCGCCAACCUAGCCCUAUCCACACACUGCUGGUCAGACUCUACAAUAGUAACAUAUCUACCCCCGGCUUCUCAACCGGGUCAAGUUUUGGUGAGUUUGGAAAAUCAUGAAGCAAUUCUUACGAAUGUCCAGCAGCAACAAAUCUUCACCUACACUGAUGAUACAGACAAGCAAUUAAUUGAACUAGCACUACAAAUUGUCGGACUUAAGAUGAAUGGUAAAUUAGAAGAGGCUAAAAAUAUCGCUAGAAGGAUAGUAGGAACUGACGCAAGUGGCCAGUCUGGUUCUUCUCCAAAUAGCUCUGUCUCUAAUGCUCCUACUGAUUCUCCAACAAAGCAAGCUGAGAUUGAAGGUAACAUUGAAUGGUUUAAUAGUGCACAUAAAGCAGUCGAACAAUUAACUAGCGCAACUUUGGCAACUGAGGAAAUAUUAAUAAACUUCCUUUCCCUUGUUGAUUUGCCUAAUUGUCCAAUUAUAAUACCCAAUUGGCAAUUAUGUAAUGAACAAGGCCAAACUUUAUUUCACUUGGCUACUUUGAAGAACUAUAAACAUUUAAUUGGAUUUUUAAUCACGCAUGGUAGCAAAAUUGAUGUCAAAGAUAACCAAGGUAUUACACCGUUAUUUUUAGCAUCUAUGUGUGGUCAUCGUGAAUUGAUUAGAACGUUUAUUGAAUGCAGGUCUAACUGGAAUUUGAAACUUUCAAAUGAUAAGCAUUUGAAGGACUAUUGUGAUUUAAAUGUAUUGGAUAUGUUUAAUAAUUUGGAAGAAAUGUCUGUUGAAAGUGAACCUUCUUCGAAUAAAUCAAAUGACGAAGUUGACGACCAAUUAAAUAAGUCAAGAAGCUUGGAUUCUUUGAAUUCAUUAUUUACUUUGAGUUACGGUCGCCGUAUUUCUAAAAUGGUAUUUCAAGAUAAAAUUGAAAUAGUGAAUGAUACAAAUGCUGAAUGUGUUGAUUCAUCUUACUACAGUGACAAUAAUUCCGAAUUUGCAGACUCUGAAUAUGAUUCAAAUGAUGAGGAUGAUGCUUCAUUGGGACCUGACCAAGAUGAAACCGAAUCUACUUCUAAGUUUGAAAUUGAACCCGACAGAAGAGAAGUUCUUGAUAAAUCUUUGAUUUCAGAAUCCCCAGCACCUGAUGACACGCAUGAUUUAGAUCCUAAUAGCAGUAGCUUGUGGUCGAAGGUUAAAAGAGCUUUCAAUAAUGAUGAUGAUGACAGUCAGCUACCCUCUUAUGAUGAUUUGUUUCCAUUUGGACCAUCUGCUUUUCAUUCAAAACCUAAGACUCACAUUGAAAGAACACUCAAUGAUCAUAGCAAGCAAAGCGGAAAUGUUUUGAGAGCUUCUUCAAGCACCGCUACUGAGCUACAAGAAGAUGCUGGGAUAGCAUCUGAUUCUUCAGAUGAUGUUGUCAUGUAUAUCAAUCGUCCACGUAAAAAUGUGGAGCAUGAUAAAAUGCUCCUUUUCUUUUGGUUCCCAGCACUUGUCUGCGUUGCUAGCUUAUUCAUCUAUAUUACAAUCAUGGGCUACAAAGUGCAAUUUGUUGAGGACUUCAAGAAUUUCCUGAGAUCGACUCUUGGAAAUUUGAUGGUUGGUAAUGAUAGACUUGCAAGGGUAUUCAAGAAGAAACCUAAUGUGGAUAAAGUGAUACGCGCGACCCAGAAGAUGAUAAGCUAA
Priceomyces carsonii is the source of this 3345-nucleotide messenger RNA. RefSeq names its product Spt23p (gene SPT23). Gene Ontology annotation, molecular function: protein binding. Bases 1 to 3345 code for a protein of 1114 amino acids. The transcript has a single exon. Lineage: Eukaryota; Fungi; Ascomycota; Pichiomycetes; Serinales; Debaryomycetaceae. The record is from RefSeq and is a predicted model, not a curated record.